AUGGUCCAAGUGAGAGGUGAGGGCGUCCAACUCCUCUGGGUGACGAUAUCGUUGCUGGCGCUGUCUACGCUGGUUGUUGUUACUCGUCUUGGAGUGCGGAAAUGGAGGAAGAGACUCGGCAUGGAUGACUGGCUGAUGUGUUUGGGGCUGCUUCUAUAUGCGGUGACAGCAUCUCUGGUUAUUGUGUGCUGUUUUUAUGGCGCGGGCCAGUACUCAAAGGACUUGACGGAGACUGAUAUUCACCGUGGAAUCAAGAUCUACUACAUCGCCGAAUUCAUCUACGCCGCGUCCAUUGUCCCCAUCAAGACAAGCAUAUGCGUAGCUCUUCUUCACAUCGUCUACGCAUAUCGCUGGUGUGCCCUCGCCGUAUGGGGUGUCAUGAUCACAGUGGCAUUCACAUCUAUCGUGUUCAUCAUCGCCAUCGCCAACCUAUGCCACCCGAUUACAGCUCUCUGGGGCGAAACAAAGGGUGUUUGUCAUCCACAGUUAAACAGCAGCAUUAGCUUCUACUUCUCUGCUGUUUCAAUCGCGUCCGACUUUACGCUGGCUACGCUGCCUGGCGUUUUAUUAUGGAACAUGCAGAUGAAGCGACGGGUUAAAUUCUUUGUCGCCAUUAUGCUUAGUCUUGGCGCCUUCGCUAGUUGUGCGACCAUUAUUCGAUUACGCCUGCUUACUCUUUACGAUAACCCAGCCGAGUUCAUGUAUAGUGCUGGCGCGAUCGGCCUGUGGUCCAUGGUCGAGGAAGGCAUUGGUAUCAUUGCCGGCUCGAUGCCAGCGUUGCGGCCGCUGCUCGAUCUACCGGUGUUUCGGCGUGGUUCUACAAAUGGAAGCGACUCGCAGCAGGCUUGUAUUCAUGGCAAGUCUUAUAUGCCGGGGAUUAGUAACCAAGGUAGCGGCAAACUGGUCCAAGUACAUUCCCAUAGUGCGGAUGUUACAAUGUGUAGCUCGGUGGGGGAUGGCAGUUCACGGGAUGAUGUAACUUGA
Pochonia chlamydosporia 170 is the source of this 984-nucleotide messenger RNA. Its product is annotated as cation-transporting atpase 4 protein. The record is from RefSeq and is a predicted model, not a curated record. The transcript has 4 exons. Lineage: Eukaryota; Fungi; Ascomycota; Sordariomycetes; Hypocreales; Clavicipitaceae. The coding region runs from base 1 to 984 and encodes 327 amino acids.